AUGGCCCGCGUGGCGCCGCCGUUGCUUUACAAGGCUUCGAUGGCCGCGGCUCCCACAACCUCUUCAUCCAGAUUGCGUUCGACGCGCUGGAAAGUUUGCGCGGCGCUCAUCACCAUCAUCAUGAACGGGGACUCGCUUGAUCGCAACCAGGACAACGCCGGCGACCUGAAGAUCAACACGUUCAACCACAACGGGUAUAAGAACGUCGACCUCAGGAUCUACGAAGACGGCGCCCCGCCCCUGCCCGCCUCUCACCUGGGGCGUACGCCAGCUAUGUUUGAGUCGCUCGCGGAUCCCGAGGCCGUUGUAUUUAAAAAGAUGCGAGUGACCAACUCCAGAGCUGAACUACUCGUCCGCCGGCUUCGCCAGUGGCAGCGCUACGCCGCCUACCCCGACGACAGCCGACAAUCUUUGGCCACGAUCUUCGGGAUCCUCGACGGUCUUGAUGAGGAGGCUACAGCUUUCCUGCGCGACGGCUCGAUGAGCCCGACAGCCAACCCCUGGGCUCAACAAGUGCAGGAAGACCUCCAGGCCCCCGGGUACCUCGAAGGGGGGCCUGCGUUCUUGGAGGCGUACUCG
Molecule: messenger RNA, 579 nt
Organism: Prorocentrum cordatum
Lineage: Eukaryota; Dinophyceae; Prorocentrales; Prorocentraceae
Source: the annotation of a GenBank genome assembly